Messenger RNA from Camelina sativa (false flax), 555 nucleotides. The record is from RefSeq and is a predicted model, not a curated record. NCBI's taxonomy places the organism in Eukaryota, Viridiplantae, Streptophyta, Magnoliopsida, Brassicales, Brassicaceae.
AUGGAGGGGACAGCAAAAUGGUGGUGGAUUGGUGAAAAUCACAACACAUCAAAUUCAUCUCAUUGGCUUACCUCUACUCUCUCUGAGCUUGAUGCAAAGACGAAGAAAGUGAUGAGAGUGAUUGAUGAGGUUGAUGAUGAAGCCGAUUCCUUUGUGAAACGAGCUAAGAUUUAUCACGAGAAAAAGCCAGAACUCGUUGCCAUGAUCCAAGAUUUGUACCGUUCGCACCGCUCGCACCGCUCCUUGGCGCAGAAGCAUGAUCUCUUGAUCAAAACCUCUUCUCUGAAUCCGAGUGAAGAAACGGAAUCUGAAGUGGAUGAUGGUGAAGAAGACCAAAUUGUUGUAUUUGGCGAUGAUGAUGGUGAGACAAUGAAUGAGACGAUCAAGGAAGAGUUAGUGAGACUGGGAGAAGAAAACAGAGUCUACAAAGAGAAGAGAGAAGUGGCUUGGCUGUUUGCAGAUUUAUUUAAGGUUCCUUUUGCUUCCGUUGCUAUUGGGAAAUAUUUUGUUCUCUUCUUUUGCGCUUUUGUUUACCAUUUUCUUUGUAUUCUAUGA